Gymnogyps californianus (California condor) is the source of this 830-nucleotide messenger RNA. RefSeq names its product fibroblast growth factor 10-like. Gene Ontology annotation, biological process: positive regulation of gene expression; positive regulation of protein phosphorylation; limb development. Gene Ontology annotation, cellular component: cytoplasm. The coding region runs from base 168 to 803 and encodes 211 amino acids. The record is from RefSeq and is a predicted model, not a curated record. The transcript has 3 exons. Gene Ontology annotation, molecular function: type 2 fibroblast growth factor receptor binding; growth factor activity; chemoattractant activity. Lineage: Eukaryota; Metazoa; Chordata; Aves; Accipitriformes; Cathartidae.
CCCCUGAGUUAUGGAUGUUGGUGCACUUACUUCAGGCCAGAUCAGAGCUCAGAGGGACCUAACCAGAAGCAGCAACCACUGGCUCUCCACUUGCCUUUUACCAGGUUUUACCCUUCCAGUAUGUUUCAUUUGAUAAGACAUUUUCCAGCGCCCAGAGUUUCAGUACAAUGUGCAAAUGGAUACUGACAAAUGGUGCCUCAGCCUUUUCCCACCUGCCUUGUUGCUGCUUGCUGCUGCUCUUCUUGGUGUCUUCUGUGCCUGUCACCUGCCAUGACCUCGGCCAGGACAUGCUGUCCCCGGAGGCCACCAACUCUUCUUCAUCAUCCUCCUCCUUCCCCUCGUCCUUCUCCUCUCCUUCCAGUGCGGGGAGACACGUGCGGAGCUACAAUCACCUCCAAGGAGACGUGCGCAAGAGGAAGCUCUACUCUUACAACAAGUACUUUCUCAAGAUUGAGAAGAACGGCAAGGUCAGCGGCACCAAGAAAGAGAACUGCCCCUUCAGCAUAUUGGAGAUAACAUCUGUAGAAAUCGGAGUUGUGGCAGUUAAGUCUAUUAAGAGCAACUAUUAUUUAGCCAUGAACAAGAAAGGAAAAGUCUACGGCUCUAAGGAGUUUAACAGUGAUUGCAAAUUGAAGGAAAGAAUAGAAGAAAAUGGAUAUAACACAUAUGCAUCCCUAAAUUGGAAGCACAAUGGAAGGCAAAUGUUCGUGGCCCUGAAUGGAAGGGGAGCCACAAAGAGAGGACAGAAAACAAGAAGGAAAAACACUUCAGCUCACUUUCUUCCAAUGGUAGUAAUGCCAUAGAUGAAGGAACUAUUUUAUCAAUGCAGU